UAUAGCUCCUCCCAGCAGCUCUACAUGUAAACUCAAUGAUUGCAGGGAAGGGCAGAACACAAUCAAUAAAGGCACAACACACAUUUACUUUGUGUCAUGUCAGAGGUCUAAAUUACCAACCACAAUGGAAACCAUCAAUCCGUCUUACUACCCUGCUUCACGAGCAGCUGGUGUGGCAGAAAACUACAUAAACUACAAGCUGGGGAGCCCACACAGGCUGUUUCAAGUGAAGCAGGUGACAGAGGCCAUCAAGGAGAGUAUUCCAGGUGUUGGAAACAAAUAUUACCUUUCAUUUGUCGUGGCAGAUUUCUUAAAUGAGCAACCGGAUAUAAAAUGCACUGCGGAGGUUCUGUACUAUCUGCGUGAGCAGAACAAAGCUCCCAACGUGUCCUUUACAUUAGAAAGAGAGAUUGGAAACUAUGUGCAAGACAAGGAUAUUGCAUUUUACAACAAAAUGAAGAACAUUUCCCAACCACUGGUUGCACAAGAUAUCCCAGAUAAAUUUGGCAAUGUGUCGCCAGAGAUGGAGCCUGUCCUGCACUUGGCAUUGGUUGCUUGUGGUCAUGUGAAAUGGCAACACUCCACAGAAGACACCUACUACAGGAUGUCCAUAAUUAAAAGCGUGAGACAGCUGAAAAGAGAAGACAACACCCUGGAAUUUCACUAUAUAAUGCUAAUCCAUGAAAUGGUUACACAGGAAAUUAUUACCUGGGAAAUACAUAUUUUAUGGGACCCCACACAAGGAUUAAAAAUAGAAAAAGAAGUUAUCCUGCCAAAAUCAAACCAGUGACAUGUUUCAUAAUGGAGUCAAUGAGAAAGAACAGCAAGCAUUCCAGAAUGAAGAGUUACUUACUGUACUGGUUUGGCGAUUGUCUCUCUAAAUGCAACUUUAGGUUUUCCCAUGACACAGGGACAUCCGUAUUCCCUCUCCAUCCUCUGAAAGAAAGUUAAAAAAAUUAAAAAUGUACCGUAAAUAAACUGGAUACUGUUUAAAUAAAUAUCACUGAAAUAAGACACUGCCAUCAGUGUUUAUUUAGGUCUCAAAUUACAGCACCAUUCACACAAACUGAUGAUUUCUGAUAUUGUUUCAAGAAAUGGACUUUGGCCUCCCGAUGUACAAAAUCAAAGCAUAGGCCUAUCUUCUAUAUUUAUACAUCAUUUAAAAGAAAACCUCAUAAUACAAUGUACACUGUAUGUGCAAAGUGCAGAAUCAAAUAUAUGAAUAAAAAAAUGAAAGUGA
This is a messenger RNA of Pelobates fuscus (common spadefoot toad), 1240 nucleotides long. RefSeq names its product latexin (gene LXN). Bases 125 to 790 code for a protein of 221 amino acids. The transcript has 6 exons. Gene Ontology annotation, molecular function: metalloendopeptidase inhibitor activity. The record is from RefSeq and is a predicted model, not a curated record. Lineage: Eukaryota; Metazoa; Chordata; Amphibia; Anura; Pelobatidae.